AUGACAUCGAAACAUUCUACUUUUGAAGCACAAGGCGAACAGUUACUAUCGUGGAUGGAGAGCACCACAUCCCAGUGUCCGAUCAGAAAGUCCACACUCAACAUGAUGCAACUACAAAAGUCCCCGCUAUGGAUUAUUCAAUCCGACACGGUAUAUCUUGGAGAGCAUUGGCACCACUGGGCAGACCGAGUAGGCUUUCCGAUCGUGAGUAUCGACAAGAGAUGUCUCUAUUCCAAGACGAUUCGCCAAGUCAAAGAACCGCCCGCCAUGACCAAGUGGAUUGGACGAGUCGGACCGGGAGUGAUCUUUGCAGACAAUUUCCGACGGGAGCACGGCUCUCAAGAUCCCUAUAUGUCGGAGUUUAUGAAGAGUGUGUACGAAUCACAUUUCGCGAUCUCCAGUCUCCAGCAUGUGGUGUUUACCAGUGUCGUCGAGAAGCAGACCUACCGGUUUGUAACUGCGCUGUACCACACUCGAGGCCUUUCUACUCCAUUGGAAGAUCCCCAGGCUUGGCCUUUCUCGGAGUUCUGUGGGAUUCUAGGAACGCCGCUUGGCAAGAUCGCGGGCGCUUUGGUUCUGGGGAUGUAUGGGCAGGGCGUCAAACGAAUUGGGCGCAUUGUCACCUUCUAUACGGAUUACGCGUUGCAUCUCCAAUUUGAUCUGGAGGAUGUGGAAUAG
Messenger RNA from Penicillium olsonii, 678 nucleotides. The record is from the annotation of a GenBank genome assembly. Lineage: Eukaryota; Fungi; Ascomycota; Eurotiomycetes; Eurotiales; Aspergillaceae.